CAUUUCUAGUUUCCAUUUUCACCUGCACAUUUUCUGUUAUCCAGCUACAAAUGGCUCCUCCCUCAAAUGCCGACCUCGGAAAGAACACUCGUGAUGUGUUCAACAAAGGCUAUAGUUUUGGCCUUCUCAAGUUGGAUGUUAAGACCAAGACAAAUUCGGGAGUUGAAUUUUUCAGUGGCAGAGUCUCCAACCAAGAGACUGGAAAAGUGUUUGGUUCAUUGGAGACCAAAUACAAGCUCAAAGAACAUGGAGCAACUUUCACUGAGAAGUGGAACACUGACAACUUGCUGACAACAGAAUUGACAUUUGCUCAUUUCUGCCAGGGAGGUAAAGUUACAGUAGGAGCCACAUUCGCAUCACACACCAGUGAUAAGUUGGCAGCAGUGAAAUCUGAAUACAGAAAUCAGUCAGCUGCCGUAAACCUUGACCUUGACUCCAAGUCAGCCAACCCAGCUGUCAAGGCCGCCUCCAUUUUUGGAUACAAUGGGUGGCUGGCGGGCAUGUCGGCCAAGUACGACUACUCGAAGAACACCCUGACAGGCAGCAGCUUCGCACUGGGCUACACGACCGGUGACUUUGUGCUGCACACCAACGUUGACAACGGUCGAGACUACACUGCCUCCAUCUUCCAGAGCGAUUCCCUUCUGGACACAGCCAUUCAGCUGUCGUGGUCGGCGGGCAGCAGCAACAUGCGCUUCUCGAUCGGCUGCAAGUACAACCUGGACCAGGCCGCCGGCGCCGCAGUCAAGGCCAAGGUCAACAACGCCAGUCAAGUUGGCUUGGGAUACUAGCAUAAGCUGCAUGAUGGAAUCACCAUCUCUCUGUUGGCGGUGAUAGAUGGAAAGAACUUCAAUGAGGGCGACAAGAUUGGUCUGAGUCUCGAAAUGGAAGCUCAAAUGUUUACUUUGUUGCUGAUAAAGUUUAUUUCUUGAAAUGAGAUUAUAGAGGAGACAGGAUGAAGAGCGAGGCAUAGACAAAAAAAUAUAAACAAGAUCGCUGUAGUCAUUAAAUAAACCUAUGUAGAUAUACAACUAUUAUUCUUGUAUUAUCUUGGAUUGUUCCUCUUUGCAACACUGCUCUUGAGUUGUCAAAUACAUCCUAUCGAUUUAUUGAAC
This is a messenger RNA of Nilaparvata lugens (brown planthopper), 1115 nucleotides long. Its product is annotated as voltage-dependent anion-selective channel-like. Gene Ontology annotation, molecular function: voltage-gated monoatomic anion channel activity. Lineage: Eukaryota; Metazoa; Arthropoda; Insecta; Hemiptera; Delphacidae. Gene Ontology annotation, cellular component: mitochondrial outer membrane. Gene Ontology annotation, biological process: monoatomic anion transmembrane transport. The record is from RefSeq and is a predicted model, not a curated record.